CGAAAACUGAUUGAAUUUUAUUUUGCGAAUUUGGAAUUUUUGUUUAAUCCCCCAAAAAAGGAGAAUUGAAACUCUAUAAUUGAAAAAUUGUGAAUUUAUUUACAUCUCAAAUCAACCAGAUUCUUGGCUUUUUAUUGUCUUUAUUUGACAAUAUAUUAGAAAUUUAAAUUAAAAGAAAGAAAAAUUCAAGGGAUAAUUUUAAUGACAAGAAUAUUUAUCUCUUCAAAUUACAUAUUUUCUGAUUGAAAUUGAAAAUGGAAUUAAAUAAUUUAAACUGAAAAUAGGUACAUAUUCCAAAAAUAAAACCAUUUUAAUGGGUCAAAAUUUCGUUUACAUCUUUAAUAACACAAUUAUAUGAUUUGUGGCAGUAAUGCCCUCGUCAGAGGAAAGCCAGUGGCUUGUAUCCUCCUUGAAAGGCAACGCACCGCCUUCAGGAGUUGGGGAACGAUCAUCAGGAACUAGAACUGGAUUAUAUACAGAAGAAAUGACAACACAAACGUCAAAAACUGCUAGUACGGAAAUUAGUACAUCGGCCGAUCCGGCUGAACAUGAUCUUAUUGAUUCGACAGCUGCACAAUUUCAUGAAGAAGCCAUAAAACAGGUUGGCGUUGGUUACUUUCAGUUUUUAGUGACAUUCUUCGCUGGUUUAAGUCUUGCAUCCGAUACUAUUGAAUUUUUCGUUGUACCUUAUAUUCUUCCGAGUGCAGAAGUUGAAUUGUGCAUUGAAGAUAGCGAAAAAGGAUGGCUGGCGAAUAUCACACUUUUGGGACUUGCUUUGGGAGGACUUUGUUGGGGAGGAUUGGGCGAUCGACUUGGAAGAUGGAGAACUUUGAUAUCGGCGAUGUUGGUCCACGUAAUUUUCAGUGCAGUCGCUACUUUUAUGCCGACUUACGGCACAUUUAUGACUGCUAGACUUUGUUCUGCCGUUGGUGUUGGUGGAGCUCUGCCGUUGACUUUCACAUAUUUGGCGGAAUGUUGCCCGCGAUCAAGAAGAGGACGAUGGGUCGCGGCUCUCGUUUGCGUGGGUGCAAUCGGCGGUGUUUACACAGCUUUAAUUGCAAUGGCGAUACUUCCAACAACUGGCGAUAUGAUUGUCCUGGAAAAUAAGGAGCACUUCAGCGCUUGGCAUCGUUUUCUCUUACUCUGCUGCCUGCCAGCGCUUGGCGCAACUAUUGGUCUUGUAUUUUUGCCCGAAAGUCCACGAUAUCUCAUUGAAGCUGGUCGCGAUGUUGAGGCAAUGAUGGUAUAUCAGAGGAUAUAUAAGAAAAAUGACUCAAAGAAAGCAGCAGCUGAGGCUGAAUAUCAACUUUCGGAAUUGGAACUUCCGAAUAAAAGACCGUGUCCCUUGGCUCCGCCGUCGCCAUCCGAUCAUUCGAGUGUUUUGGGUGAUAUUCUCUACUCGAUCGGAAUGUUCUGGAAUUCAUUUCUCGAACUCUUUUCAACGCAACAUUUGCGGGCAACUGUUGUACUUCUAGUCAUUUGGUCGGCUUCUGCCUUUGGAUUAUACGGAUUGAUGAUAUGGUGUCCGGAGUACGUGAAAUUAUUGCGAGCAAUCGAGUACAAAACUCACACCGAAGUAUUCAAAGAUCAAGAACUUACGAAUGAAACAUUCACAGGUUCCCUGGAGAAUCGACAAUAUAAGGACUCAAAAUUUUUUAACUGCAAAUUUAAUAAAAUGAUAUUUAGCCACGUUGAUUUUGAUAACUGCACUUUCCAAGCUGUUGAAUUCAGUAGCAUCAAGUCUAGCAAGACACAUUUUAUAGACAGUAUUAUCGAAAAUUCCAAAUUUUUAGACACGGAUCUCUCAGCUCAGGUUUUUGUGAGAUGCAAAUUUGAAAAUAAUACGGAGUUAAGUAUAGGCAAUCCAUGUCCAACGAUGGAUUUGGAUUAUAAUAUUUAUAUUGAAGAGGUGAUAUACGGUCAUCUCGUUGGACAAGUUAUGAUUGUUUUAUCAGCGGCUUUCACUGGAUUCGCACUCACUAAUUUACGGAGACCAAAGAUAAUUGGUAUAUCGUUAUUUUUUUCUUCCAUCGUUGCACUUUGCUUGGUUUUUAAGGAUACAAGCAGAACCGCCGUUCUCAGCUUCGAAGGUGGUUUUCUCGCUGUUUUCGCAGUGGCUUGGACGUCCUUGAUUCUUGCUACUGUUGAAAGUUAUCCCGUACAUAUACGAUGUACAGGAUUUGGUUUGAUAGCAGCUGCAAUACGCAUAUCCGGCUUAAUUGGUACAAUGACGUUCCAAUCGCUUGUAGGUUCACCGCUCAUUGUUCCGGCAAUAUUGACUGCAGUGGCUUUAUUCUUGGCAAGUAUCGCCACUUUCGAAUUGCCACAAACUGACUCAGUCUUCUUAUAAAUAUAAAAAAAAAAUAGAGAAAGAAAGGAAAAAAAAGGAAACUCUCACAAAUAUCUUGAAAAUGAACAAUUCCAAGAGAGCAAGAGGAAAUUCCUUGUUUGUCAUGCUCAAUUAAAGUGUCGAAGGUAAACUUCUUCUUUUUUUUUUUACUGAUACUGACAGUCAAAUUAAUCUCAGAGAUUAAGAAAACCAGGAGAAAGAAAAUUCCCCUUCUCACAUAUAGAAAGAAAAAAAGAAAAAAACAGAAAAACUGUCGGAAAGUUCGCUAAGCGCACAGAGAUUGUUCUCGUAAUAGUCCUAAAAAAAAUUGUCAAGAGAGUGAUCAAAUUUUAUACACAAAAAAAAAGAAAGAAAGAAAAAAUACUGUUGAUGUUAAAAAAUAGUCAUUGAAUUUGCCUGCGAAAGAUAAAGCAAGUUCAAUAAUCUUUUUUUUAAAAAAAGAUAGAAUUUCAAUUUUUACUAUACUCAAAAAGAAAACGGGAUAUUUUUAUCCCUCUCGACAGAGCAAAACGUAAAGAGGCUAAAAAAAAGAGAUUUUACAAGUACGUAUAAAAUAAUCAUAGGUAUAUUUUUUAGUAAAUCGAGAUUAGUUUUUCGAAAAAUGUGCGCAAAAACAAUUUUUU
This is a messenger RNA of Leptopilina heterotoma, 2973 nucleotides long. Its product is annotated as synaptic vesicle glycoprotein 2B-like. Gene Ontology annotation, molecular function: transmembrane transporter activity. Gene Ontology annotation, cellular component: membrane. Gene Ontology annotation, biological process: transmembrane transport. The record is from RefSeq and is a predicted model, not a curated record. The transcript is spliced from 13 exons. Lineage: Eukaryota; Metazoa; Arthropoda; Insecta; Hymenoptera; Figitidae. The coding region runs from base 371 to 2350 and encodes 659 amino acids.